This is a messenger RNA of Colias croceus (clouded yellow), 2731 nucleotides long. It is a transcript of the gene gammaCOP, whose product is annotated as coatomer subunit gamma. The record is from RefSeq and is a predicted model, not a curated record. The transcript has 2 exons. The coding region runs from base 79 to 2670 and encodes 863 amino acids. Gene Ontology annotation, molecular function: structural molecule activity. NCBI's taxonomy places the organism in Eukaryota, Metazoa, Arthropoda, Insecta, Lepidoptera, Pieridae. Gene Ontology annotation, biological process: organelle transport along microtubule; protein secretion; intracellular protein transport. Gene Ontology annotation, cellular component: COPI vesicle coat; endoplasmic reticulum-Golgi intermediate compartment; endoplasmic reticulum.
CUGACAGAAGUGACGUGUAUUAAGCUGUAUUCGUCGGCACCAAAUAAUUUCGUGUUAAAAUCAAAGAAAAAGCUCAAAAUGAGCUCUUUUAAGCGUGACAAAAAGGAGGAGGAGGAUACAGGUGGAAAUCCUUACCAGAACCUCGAUAAAACAAUCGUUUUACAGGAAGCUAGAUACUUCAACGAGACGCCCGUGAACCCGAGAAAAUGUUCUCAUAUUUUGUCGAAGAUCUUGUAUUUACUGAAUCAAGGGGAGAAGUUAACAACCCAAGAGGCUACAGAUGCGUUCUUCGCGACUACAAAGCUGUUUCAGUCCAAAGAUGUGAUGUUACGUAGGAUGGUGUAUUUGUGUAUCAAGGAAUUGAGUAAGUUGGCUCAAGAUGUCAUCAUUGUGACUUCAUCAUUGACGAAGGACAUGACUGGGAAGGAGGACCUAUACCGCGCUGCAGCGAUUAGAGCGUUAUGUAGUAUUACAGACAGUACAAUGUUGCAAGCGAUUGAAAGAUACAUGAAGCAGGCUAUAGUUGACAAGAACCCAGCUGUCAGCUCUGCAGCGCUGGUUUCCGCGUUGCAUUUGUCGUCUACAGCACCGGACCUGGUUAAACGAUGGGCUAAUGAAGCUCAGGAAGGAAUCAACUCUGACAAUGCGAUGGUCUCCUACCACGCGCUCGGCCUCGUCGCGGCCACACGAAAGAACGACAAGCUAUCUACCGUCAAACUUGUGACACGUCUAGCAAAGUCACCCAUAAAAUCCCCAUAUGCGUUAUGCCUACUUAUCCGUUUGGCUGCACAAUUAGUGGAAGAAGACGAUUCAGAGGCUUCCCAACCUUACAUCGAGUUUAUCGAAUGCUGCUUACGUCACAAAUCAGAAAUGGUCAUAUAUGAAGCGGCCCACGCUAUUGUUAAUCUACGAAAAACGGCCAGAGAUCUUGCACCAGCAGUUUCUGUAUUGCAAUUGUUCUGUGGAUCAUCAAAAGCGUCUCUCCGAUUGGCUGGAGCUCGGACUUUAGCAAGAUUGACAGCAAAACAUCCUACUGCAGUCGCCGCGUGUGCUGUUGACUUGGAAAAUCUAAUUUCUGACCCCAAUCGCUCUGUUGCUACAUUGGCUGUGACUACACUCUUAGCCACCGGCGCAGAGAGCUCCAUAGACAGACUGAUGAAACAAAUAUCAUCGUUUGUGUCGGAAAUUUCGGAUGAAUUCAAAAUUGUCGUUGUUAAAGCUAUACGUCGCCUCUGUACUAAGUUCCCGCGUAAACAUCAGUCGUUGGCCUUGUUUUUGGCUGGUAUGUUGAGGGAUGAAGGUGGUCUGGAGUAUAAAGCGGCGAUCGCUGAUGCAAUUAUUGCUUUGGUAGAAGAGAAUCCAGAUGCAAAGGAAACUGGAUUGGCUCAUCUGUGCGAAUUUAUCGAAGAUUGUGAGCACACGACUCUAGCUGUUCGAAUCUUGCAUUUGCUAGGACGUGAAGGACCAAAAUCGCGUCAACCGUCUCGCUAUAUUCGAUUCAUUUAUAAUAGAGUCAUUCUGGAAUCUGGGCCAGUUAGAGCUGCAGCUGUAUCUGCUGUGGCUCAAUUCGGAGCGCAAAGACCAGAACUUUUGCCAAAUAUAAAGGUCUUGCUGUCCAGAUGCGAAUUGGAUGACGAAGACGAAGUUCGCGAUAGAGCUAUCUUCUACAAUGCAAUAUUGGAAACUGGAGAUGCCCAAUUGAUAAACGAUUAUAUUGUGAACGUUCAAAAACCUAACCCAGUGAUGCUAGAGCGCGCUCUACGUGAUCACAUCGAAGCGCGUCCUGAAGAAGAAUUCGAUAUAAUGGCAAUACCGACGGAAGACGAGAAAGUUGCAAAGGAAGAUAUCGUGGAAGUCGAAGUUCGUAAGCCGGUACAAGUCUCUAUUGAAGAGAUUUAUUCUGAGCAACUCGCGAAGAUACCUGGUAUUGAGAGGCUUGGACCACUAUUUAAAACGGUGCCGCAUAUUGAGUUAACAGAAGCCGAAACUGAAUACAGAGUGCGUUUAUUGAAGCAUAUUUACGCUCGCCACGUGGUUUUGCAAUUCGAGUGCAUUAACACUCUGAGUGAUCAGAUUCUGGAGCAAGUGCAUGUCCGUUUGGAACCACCGCAGGAUUACGACUUGAAAACCGUCAUACCUUGUCAGAGGCUCGUUUAUGACAAACCAGACAGUGUUUUCAUAGUAUUGGAGUAUCCUUCCGCGUAUUUUGACAGUCUGGGAACAUUUGGUGCAACUUUAGAAUUCGUCGUUCGCGAUUGCGAUCCAAAUACCGGUGUUCCGGACCCUGGAGAGGGUUAUGCUGAUUCUUACCCAUUGGAAGAGUUCGAUAUGGGUUGUUCAGACCAACUCCGUGCGAAAGCCGGUACAGAUGACUGGGAACAAGCCUGGGAACGCGCAGAAAGAGCUCCCGAAGCAACAGAUACCUUUGUUUUACCACAAAACGAUAUUAAUGAUGCUGCUAAAGCAGUGUGUGAACAUUUGGGAUUGCCCAAGAAUGCAAUAAGCGGAGAUGCUGUGAAGGAAAUUCGUGGGGGUGGUAUUUUCAGAGGUGGUGCUCCAGUUUUGGUUAGAGCCAGGAUAGCGUCUAGCAGCUCUGGAGUCACUAUGAAAUUAGUGGCCAGGUCACCUAGAGAAGAUUUGGCGCAGUUAUUAUUGGCCGCUGUUGGUUAAAUUAUAUUUUUAUGUAACAUUAUAUCUUUAUUUUAUCGUAAUAAGAAUAAUAAUAUAGUUA